GCGGCGGGGGCGGCGCCCGGCACUGGCCAGGCAGUAGGAGGGGCGCGGCUGGACGCAAAGGGCAAAAGGAGGGCCGGAGGGCGCCAGCCGCCAGUCAGUCGGCAGGGACCCGCAGGAUGUUUUUCUCUGGUGGCCAGACUGGCCUUGCUAGUCUAUCUAAAGGACUUUUACCAACGUUCAAGAUAUCCCUUGUCAUCGUUUGCCUUCAUGUCACGCUGGUUACAUCCCUAGAAGAACCCUCUCGUAAUUCCAAUGUGUUAUCACCAUCUGAAAAAGCUAAAAUCACUAUAGUAAAAACCUUCAAUGCAUCAGGAGUCAAACCCCAGAGAAGAAUCUGUAAUUUGUCGUCUACUUGCAAUGACUCAGUGUUUUAUAGAGGUGAGAUCAUGUUUCAGUAUGAUGAAGAAAGCAAUGUUACCCAGAAUCAAAAUACGGCUAAUGGCACCUUAGCAACAGGAGUCCUGUCUCUAAGAGAAUCGAAGCGGUCAGAGCUCAACAAAACUCUGCAAACACUGAGUGAGACUUAUUUUAUAAUGUGUGCUACAGCAGAGGCUCAAAGCACAUUAAAUUGUACAUUCACAAUAAAACUGAACAAGACAGUGAACAUAUGUGCGGCCGUAGUUGCUUUGAAAGGGGUAAUGAUUCGACCAAUGGACCAGUGCUGCUGUGUGAUCGAGACAGCCUGUCCUUCCUCACCGGAGGAGUUAGAAAAGCUGCAGUGUGACAUGCAGGAGCCUGUUACCUGUCCUGCCGGUCCUCUACAUGGCCCACCGUUUUCUUCAUCCCGGGAUUCCAGCCCAGAGGUUCUUCAGGCCACAGUGUCUUCCCAGAUCACCAGUGCCUUCUCUUUGAUCCAUUCUAUAGAUCCUCCACCUAGAACCCAGAGCUCUACCUCUCCCAGUGGGGACAUUUACCCACUUUCUCCGCAGCCUUCCGCGUCCAUAGCUUCCAGCCCUGUCGUUGAUGUGCCCCCACAAUCUGGAAGUUUCUCUUCUCCUAUGCCCCAGUCUGCUCUUCUCCAUACACUGCCACCUGUGAAAUCCUCACUUCCUUCUCCCACCGUCUCUGCCCCGGUGAAGGUCAUCAGGCCCAGUGUGUCAUCUGACAAGAAAGACGUUGUUCACAGCAGCACCAUCAGGGUUUGGUGGAAUCUUGAGGACGAAGUGUCCAGGAUGGAGCAGGCUCUGUCCGUGGGCAGCUUGGAGCCUGACUUUGCAGAAGCUAUGAUAAACCAAGUCAGCAGACUCCUUCGUUCCCCACCUGCCUUGUUGGCCCCAGUGGCUCAAAGAUUGCUAAAAGUAGUGGAUGGCAUCGGCUUUCAGACGAAUUUUUCAAACAAGAGCAUACGUCUAACCUCCCCUUCUUUGGCUCUGGCCGUGAUCAAAGUGAAUGCUAGUAAUUUCUACACAACUACCUUUGCUGCCCAAGACGCCGACCAUCUUCAGGUAUCUCUGGAAGCUGAGGCUCCUGAGAACAGCAUUGGUAGCAUUACUCUACCUUCAUCGCUGAUGAGUAACAUACCAGCUGCAGAUGCAGAGCUAGCGUCAAGGAUUCAGUUCAACUUUUUUGAAACACCUGCCCUGUUUCAGGACCCUUCCCUGGACAACCUCUCUCUCAUCAGCUAUGUCAUAUCAUCAAGUGUUGGGAACCUGACCAUUGAGAACUUGACAAGAAACGUGACGGUGACAUUAAAACACAUCAAUCCAAACCAGAGUGACUUGAGAGUAAGAUGUGUAUUUUGGAAUUUGAGCGAAAAUGAUGGCAGAGGCGGCUGGUCUCCCGAGGGCUGCUCCGUCAAAAAACAGCAGUUGAAUGAGACCACCUGUACCUGCAACCACCUGACAAGCUUUGGCAUCCUACUGGACCUAUCUCGAACUUCCUUACCGUCUGCUGAGAUGAUUGCUCUGACAUUUAUCACUUAUAUUGGUUGUGGGUUUUCAUCAAUUUUUCUGUCAGUUACUCUCGUAACCUACAUAGUCUUUGAAAAGAUCCGCCGGGAUUACCCUUCCAAAAUCCUCAUCCAACUAUGUGCGGCUCUGCUCCUGCUCAACCUGGCCUUCCUACUGGACUCAUGGGUUGCUUUGUAUGAAGUCCGAGGCCUCUGCAUCUCUGUAGCUGUACUUGUGCAUUAUUUUCUCUUGGUUUCGUUCACAUGGAUGGGCUUGGAAGCCUUCCAUAUGUACCUGGCUCUUGUCAAAGUGUUUAAUACCUACAUCCGAAAAUACAUCCUUAAAUUCUGCAUUAUCGGUUGGGGGAUACCAGCUGUAGUUGUGAUCAUCAUCCUCGCUGUAUCUCCAGAUAGCUAUGGGCUUGGAUCCUAUGGGAAAUUUCCCAAUGACUCGUCUGACGACUUUUGCUGGAUCAACAGCAAUGCUGUAUUCUAUGUUACCGUGGUGGGAUAUUUCUGUGUGAUCUUUUUGGUGAACCUCAGCAUGUUCAUUGUGGUCCUGGUUCAGCUCUGUCGAAUUAAAAGGAAGAAGCAACUGGGAGCCCAGCGAAAAACCAGUAUUCAAGACCUCAGGAGUGUUGCUGGCCUUACUUUUUUACUGGGAAUUACUUGGGGCUUUGCCUUCUUUGCCUGGGGACCAGUUAGCACUACCUUCAUGUACCUCUUUGCCAUCUUUAAUACCUUACAAGGAUUUUUCAUAUUCAUCUUUUACUGUGUAGCAAAAGAGAAUGUCCGAAAGCAAUGGAGACAGUAUCUUUGUUGUGGAAAGUUACGUCUGGCUGAAAAUUCUGACUGGAAUAAAACUGCUACUAAUGGCUUAAAGAAGCAGGCUGUAAACCAAGGAGUGUCCAGUUCUUCAAAUUCCUUACAAUCAAACAGUAACUCCACCCACUCCACCACGCUGCUAGUGAAUAACUCACAGGCGGGACUCACAAGCGGGAAUGGGAAUGCAUCUACGGAGAAGAAUGGUGUUUCUUUCAGUGCUCAGAAUGGAGAUGUGUGCCUUCAUGAUUUCACUGGGAAACAGCUCAUGUUCAAUGAGAAAGAAGACGCCUGCAAUGGAAAGAGCCGGCUCGCCCUCAGAAGGACUUCGAAGCGGGAAAGCUUACACAUCAUUGAGCAACUGUGAUUUUUUCCCCCUAAAAUCAAAGCAUGAGGCUUGACUGCGUGAAAAUGUCUAAUUUUACCUUUUACACAAUGUGAGAUAUCUGAAAAUCAACUAGUUUUCUACUCAGCCACCUUAGAAGGAGCAUAAGCUAAUUGAGGGUCGUGGGUCCUCAUGGAAGAGGAAAUCAAGACAUUUAGCCUGGCUUAUAGACACUUGUGAUUUUGUUUCUGGUCCUUCAUUUGAAAAGAAGAUUACUCUUUGGGGCUGGAGAGAUAGUACCGUGAGUAAGGCACUUGCCUUGCAUGCGGCUGAGCUUGGUUCAAUCCCUGGCACCAAGUAAUGUUCCCUGAGCACUACCAGGGGUCACUCCCAAGCUCAGAGCCAGGAAUAGCCCCUGAACAUUAGGGGGUUUA
Messenger RNA from Sorex fumeus (smoky shrew), 3469 nucleotides. It is a transcript of the gene ADGRG2, whose product is annotated as adhesion G protein-coupled receptor G2. The record is from RefSeq and is a predicted model, not a curated record. Gene Ontology annotation, molecular function: G protein-coupled receptor activity. The transcript has 25 exons. Gene Ontology annotation, cellular component: membrane. The coding region runs from base 117 to 3077 and encodes 986 amino acids. Gene Ontology annotation, biological process: adenylate cyclase-activating G protein-coupled receptor signaling pathway; cell surface receptor signaling pathway. NCBI's taxonomy places the organism in Eukaryota, Metazoa, Chordata, Mammalia, Eulipotyphla, Soricidae.